This is a messenger RNA of Sphaeroforma arctica JP610, 1126 nucleotides long. RefSeq names its product S25 ribosomal protein. NCBI's taxonomy places the organism in Eukaryota, Ichthyosporea, Ichthyophonida. Bases 99 to 443 code for a protein of 114 amino acids. Gene Ontology annotation, cellular component: cytosolic small ribosomal subunit. The transcript has 4 exons. The record is from RefSeq and is a predicted model, not a curated record. Gene Ontology annotation, molecular function: structural constituent of ribosome.
GAAAAUCCGAAAGCUGUGCAGAGGACGGUAUAAUAUACGCAAUACUCUGAAAUCAAGCCUCCUUUUCAUUUUCGAUAACAUACGUUGUUGAAGACAUAAUGCCACCUAAGGAGAAGAAAACCAAGGAGCAGAUUGCCAAGGCUGCGGCCGCUGGUGGUAAGGGUAAGAAGAAGAAAUGGUCCAAGGGAAAGGUGCGUGACAAACUUAACAACGCUGUCUUCUUCGACAAGAACACCCUAGAGAAGUUUAUGAAGGAGGUGAAGACAUACAAGUUCAUCACACCGUCGGUAGUUUCGGAACGUCUUCGCAUCGGCGGCUCGCUAGCACGCGCUGCUCUUCGUGAUCUAGCCAAGGAGGGUCUAAUCAAGCCCGUGGUGCUUCACCAGUCACAGAUGAUUUACACUCGUGCCACCGGUGACGAGGAGGGUGUUGAAGCCGAGUAAACGACUCUGGAAGUAGCCCUGUAAGGUCCGAAAUAAAAAUUUUUUGGUGAGGAUAUGGCUGCUUAAUUGUAUUGAUGGCUGGUGGCAGCGCAAGCCCGGGGAAGGGUGUCGGCCAGGGUUGUUAUACCAAUGAGUACUAAUUGGAUCGGUUGGCCCAUGAACAAAUACGUUCUUCACAAUAGUUUUGUAAGUUGAUAGGUGUGAUAUCUUCAUAUGGAAGCCAUCAGUGAAAUACUGGGCGGUGAGUUGAUCAUGCAGGUAUGCUCUUCGAUUGCAUUAUCCUUGAUUUGGGCUUAAUGCCGUAUUUGAGAUAAGGUUUGGUGCUCAGCCUUUAUAUAUGGCAUCUUUAGUAAAUGUUUGUGGGACACAUAUUUAUUCGACGAUUUAGCCAAUAAUUGAAUAUUCAUUAUUAUUAUUAUUUUGUGAUGGGAUUCAUGAUGAUGAACUACUACUUCGCGAGUCAUUUCCAUCAUAUAUUGGAGCCUUAUCGGUAUUCUGCGACUGUUGCGUAACUCGUAGCACAAGUCAGUGGGAGUGGCAACGGUCAAUAUAUUCCGGUCGACCUGGGCUGUGUAAAACUCCCGAGUUAGGAGUUGGUCGGGCGCAAAAUAUUCAGCAGCUAUUGCGUUGAAAUGGGAGCACAAGCUGAUGCGAAUAUCAUAAUCAACGCAUGCUCUUGAACC